UGUUGUUGUUGUUGCUUCAUUGUCGAAAAGUGGUUUGAAAUUGGUUCAUGUGCAAGAUCUGAUUUAGGCUGUUAUUUUUUGCAGGCCAGAAAAGCACUUAGAGCUCUUAAAGGACUCGUGAAAUUUCAGGCUCUGGUAAGAGGUUUCCUAGUCCGAAAAAGAGCUGCUGCAGCUCGUCACAGCAUGCAGGCGCUCAUCAGAGCGCAGCCUGCUGUUUGAUCUCAAAGAGCUCUUCGUUCAAUGUCUAAUGACACUAGACACCAACCCGAGAUGCGAGCUAGGAGGUCCCGUAGUGUGUGUUUGCCGACAGUGUCAGCUGUGGUAACUGAGAAGUCCUACGUAGUGAAUUCAGAUGCUCAGCCAUCUAGCAGGGGUGAUGCACAUCACCAGCAAAACAAUCAGAAUCUGAAACCAAAACCAGAUGAAACUAAACAAUCAGAGUUUAAAUGUGAAGUGCAAAAUGCGCCGGACAUAGAGAAACUUCAGUCUGAUCUAGCCGCAGCAGUUAGAGGUAACGACAUUCUCAAAUGUGAAGUGCAAAAUGCGCUGGACAUUCUUUCUUGUGCCAAAGACAAGUUGAAAGAUCUCGAGCUUCAGGUAAGAAGGCAAUAUUAAGAUCUCACUGCAACGGAAUCGUUUUUAUUUUCAACUUUGGAUGCCUCGUCCUCACAUAUGAUAGCCU
This is a messenger RNA of Capsicum annuum, 682 nucleotides long. RefSeq lists its product as uncharacterized. The record is from RefSeq and is a predicted model, not a curated record. Lineage: Eukaryota; Viridiplantae; Streptophyta; Magnoliopsida; Solanales; Solanaceae. The transcript has 2 exons. The coding region runs from base 241 to 615 and encodes 124 amino acids.